UUCUUUCACUCUCGUGUUUAUAUAUUCUUCUUCUCAGAAUCUCCUUUCUUUCCACAAAUUUUCUGUAACCAUCUCUCAAAUUAAAAAGACCAAUCCUUUAAUUAUUUUCCUUUUUAUAAAUACUCAAAUUAAAAACCUUACCUACCCUUGAAGUAAAGUAAAACCCCCUCUCUUUCUUAUAUCCACAAAACCUCAUUUUUCUCAUAAAACUUUCAUCAGUCUCUCAUAUCACUAAACACAAGGAAAGAUGAAGAGAGGACAUGAAGAAACAUGGGACCCAACACCACACCCACAACCACCUUCUGGUUCGUGUGAAGGUUCUUCAAUGACGGAUAACAUCAUCAACGGUAAGAUGGCUGACGACAACAACAACAUGGAUGAGCUUCUUGAAGUUCUUGGCUACAAGGUUCGGUCUUCAGAAAUGGCUGAAGUAGCGCAGAAACUCGAGCAGCUUGAGAUGGUUUUGUCUAACGAUGACGUUGGCUCCACUCUCUUAAACGACACCGUUCACUAUAACCCCUCUGAUCUAUCCAACUGGGUCGAGACCAUGCUCUCAGAACUCAACAACCCGGAAUCCUCGGAUCUCGACCCGACCCGGAUUUGCUCGGACAGAUCCGAGUACGGCCUCAGCGCCAUUCCUGGUCUCUCCGCGUUUCCGAGUGGUGAAGAGGAAGAAGCCAGCAGCAAAAGGAUCCGACUCGAAUCAGUCGGAUCCUGGACCGACCCGGCGUUGACUCGCUCCGUACUAGUCGUUGACUCUCAGGAGACGGGAGUGAGACUAGUCCACGCGCUAGUAGCCUGCGCGGAAGCGAUUCAGGAACGAGAUCUCAUCUUAGCCGACGCGCUGGUCAAAAGCGUGGGUACACUCGCGGCUUCCCAAGCUGGAGCCAUGGGGAAAGUCGCUACUUACUUCGCGCAAGGCUUGGCGCGUAGAAUUUACACGAACGACGUCGUCUCAUCAACGGUGGGCCCCUCUCUCGAAGAGGCUUUACAGAUGCACUUCUACGAGUCUUGUCCGUACUUAAAGUUCGCUCACUUCACCGCGAACCAAGCUAUCUUAGAAGCUGUGACCACGGCGCGUAGAGUCCACGUCAUCGAUCUUGGACUUAACCAAGGGAUGCAAUGGCCGGCGUUGAUGCAGGCCUUGGCGGUUAGACCCGGCGGACCUCCGUCGUUUCGUCUCACCGGAAUAGGACCGCCGCAGAGAGAGAGUUCGGAUUCGCUUCAGCAGUUAGGUUGGAAGUUAGCUCAGUUCGCUCAGGCGGUAGGUGUUGAGUUCGAGUUCAAGGGUUUAGCUGCUGAGAGUUUAUCGGAUCUUGAACCGGAAAUGUUCGAGACCCGACCCGAAUCAGAGACUUUAGUUGUUAACUCGGUUUUUGAGCUACAUAGAGUUCUAAACCGAACCGGUUCGAUAGAGAAGCUUUUAACCACGGUAAAGGCUGUGAAACCGAGUAUUAUUACUAUGGUGGAGCAAGAAGCGAACCACAACGGCGUCGUUUUUCUCGACAGGUUUAACGAAGCGCUUCACUACUACUCGAGCUUGUUCGACUCGUUGGAAGACAGUUAUAGCUUACCGAGUCAAGACCGAGUUAUGUCGGAGGUUUACUUAGGGAGACAGAUAGUUAACGUAGUGUCUGCGGAAGGAACUGAUCGGGUGGAGAGGCACGAGACGCUGGCGCAGUGGAAAGUCCGGAUGGGAUCCGUCGGGUUUGACCCGGUGCCUCUUGGAUCCAGCGCGUUUAAACAAGCGAGCAUGUUGUUAUCGGUUUUCGCCGGAGGAGAUGGGUAUAGAGUUGAAGAAAACGAUGGGUGUUUGAUGCUUGGGUGGCAGACGAGACCACUUAUUGCCACGUCAGCGUGGAAACUCGCUGAGUCACCACGGGAGUAACCGGGAAAAAAAUGAAAGUUGAAUAAAUGUUUUAAAAUAGGGACCGUAACUUUUAGCUAUGUUUUUUUUUUUACUGUUUAACCCGGACUUUGUGUGGUUUUUUAACCGUUUUGCCUAAAUGUUUACAUCUUUUUAUCGUUUUGGACCUUGUGCGUUAUCGUAGAAAGUGGAGAGAACGAGUAAAAAUCUUGUAUCGUAGCUCGAGCUAGCAGUUCUUCUUUUUCAAAGUUUCUUCAAUAAAUGGAAGGAUAACGUUCUA
Molecule: messenger RNA, 2147 nt
Organism: Eruca vesicaria subsp. sativa (arugula)
Lineage: Eukaryota; Viridiplantae; Streptophyta; Magnoliopsida; Brassicales; Brassicaceae
Source: the annotation of a GenBank genome assembly